This is a messenger RNA of Miscanthus lutarioriparius, 438 nucleotides long. The record is from the annotation of a GenBank genome assembly. NCBI's taxonomy places the organism in Eukaryota, Viridiplantae, Streptophyta, Magnoliopsida, Poales, Poaceae.
AUGGCUCAGCCCUGUUUCUCAAAACAUGCCCUGUUUCAUUUGAUAUAUGUGCAAAAGGGCAUUUUUAUUCCUACUCCGGGAGACCAGCCUCAUUCAACUGGUGAAAAUGGUGCUUUGGCAUUUGACAUGGACUAUGCUGGAUGGCAAGAUGAUCACAUUAAGCAGAUAAAUGAUCUGAGGGCUGCACUCAAUGCACAUGCCAGUGACGAUGAUCUUCGGCGUAUUAUCGAUAGCUUCAUGGCACAUUACUACGGAGCUUUCAGGCUUAAGGGUGUAGCAGCCAAGGCAGAUGCUAUUCACGUGCCGUUAGGAAUGUGGAAGACCCCUGUCGAGAAGUGUUUUUACGUGGUUAGGUCGAUUUUGACCGUCGAGAUUUCUGAAGGUUUAUGGUCUCUCCUCACUUGUUCUUAUUGCAUCAUGUGCUUCUGUCAAAGCUGA